Messenger RNA from Salpingoeca rosetta, 1482 nucleotides. RefSeq lists its product as uncharacterized. Bases 1 to 1482 code for a protein of 493 amino acids. NCBI's taxonomy places the organism in Eukaryota, Choanoflagellata, Craspedida, Salpingoecidae. The record is from RefSeq and is a predicted model, not a curated record. The transcript is spliced from 11 exons.
AUGACGGCAAAUGAGGAAGAGCUGGAGACGCUGAGGGAGGCUGUGAAGGUGCGCGAUGAGCUGCUGGACGAGAUGCAGCGCGCGCUGGCGCAGAAGCGCGAGGAAACAGACGAGCUGGUGGAGGAGACGCGGCGCAUCGGUGAGGAGCAGGCAAGGAUCCUGCGCCUGCAGCUGGACGAGAAGCACAAGCAGGUCGAGCUGCUGCAGGGCAUGGUGAACGACAUGGACAGCAACACCCGGCUCAGCUCAGACCUGCAGGGCAUCUCCGGGUCCGAGGCACAGCGCGAGCGCCCCUUCGUGGACGACUUCCUGCUCAAGGUCCUGGCGGAGCGCGACGACCUCACCGACAAGCUGCACGACCUGCACAACGAGCUGGCGGAGACAAAGGCGAAGCUGGGCACGUCGGAGCUCGACAAGGAGCGCCUGCAGGUGGAGAUGCGCAUGCUGUCCACCCGCCUCCAAUCCCACGCGCCGAGCCCCGCCGGCUCUGUGCCGUCGUCGCCGGCCGGGCCAGCCAAGCCAAAGCGGAAGAGAAACGGCAGCGCAUCCGACGAAAUUAUCCGCCAGCUCAACGAGAAGAUCUUCCAUUUGGAGAAGGAGCUGGAAGAGCACCAGCGACAAGGCUCCCGCCUCAAACGCAAAGAAACGCAGCGCCUGAAAGAAAUGGAGCGCCUCAAGACAGAGAUGGACUCUCUGGCCAAGGAGCGAGCAACGCUGCUGACGGACUUGCGGCGCACAAAAGAUGAGAGCACGCACCUCGCACUUGUGCAGACCCUCGAAGAGCAGCUCAAGCGCCACGAGCAGCAGCGCGCACAGCUGGAGCGCAAGCUGUCCAGCCUUCAGCGAGAAAACGAGGAGAGCACUGGAUUAAUCAAGCACCUGCAAGCCAAGAUUGUGGAGUUUGAGCAAGCUGACGCCGUCAAGCAAGCCAAAGACCUGCAAGCCAAGGUUGGCUCGCUCAACGACACCAUUCUCGACCGCGAUAACCGCAUCCACGAACUGCAGCAGACGUGCGAUUCCCUGCGCGAGGAGAACGCUGCGCUGGCGCUGCGUGUGCAAGGGCUGGAGGGCGACGUGAAGGACAAGGGCGCGGUCGAGGAGCGCUUGAAGGCGGCAGAGACGGAGCUUGAACUAGCGCAGCAGGGAUUCAAGGCCGCCAAAGACGAAAACGAAGCACUCAGCACAAAGUGCAACGACCUGCAGGAGCAGUGCUCGCAACUGCAGGACACAACGGCGACGCAAGAACAGCAAAUCAGCGAGAAAGACAGCGACAUUGCGGCGCUGAUGGCAGAGAUUGAGAAGCUCAACGAGGAGGCGGACGCGCACAUCGCCCAGAAGACCGAGCUGGAGCGGUUACAAGCGUUGUCGAAGCAACGCGACAAAACACUCGCCGAGCGGGAAGCGUUCUGUGACCAGAUUGUCUCGCGGUUCAAAGACGAGCAGAAGCGCCGUCGCGCCUUGCACAACCAGCUCGAACACUGA